Molecule: messenger RNA, 5951 nt
Organism: Panonychus citri (citrus red mite)
Lineage: Eukaryota; Metazoa; Arthropoda; Arachnida; Trombidiformes; Tetranychidae
Product: trinucleotide repeat-containing gene 6A protein-like
Exons: 2
Coding region: 45-812 (255 amino acids)
Biological process (GO): positive regulation of nuclear-transcribed mRNA poly(A) tail shortening; miRNA-mediated post-transcriptional gene silencing
Cellular component (GO): P-body; nucleoplasm
Source: RefSeq, a predicted model, not a curated record
CUGGAAAUGGAGGCGGUGAAAGUUCAAACUGGUCAAAAGAUUCCAUGUUGAAUGCUGUGUCAAUGGCCUCAAACUCUGUUCCUUCCUCUAUUAUGGGACCAAAUGGUACACAAGCCGGAGAUCUUAAAAGUUUAGUCAUGUCAAGCUCUUCAGGAGUAACUGGAGGAGUUAUGACAGCUCCAAGCCAAACAACAGUUAACAGUAUGGACUUGAAUGACAUUAAUAAUCUUGUUCCUGAAUUUGAGCCUGGUAAACCAUGGAAAGGUGUAUCUGGUAUGAAAAUUGAAGAUGAUCCUCAUAUAACUCCCGGUAGUGUGACCCGAUCUCCCCUUUCAGUGAACACAAUCCGAGAUCCAGCAAUAUUAACCGGUUUGUACAACAAUUGGUCAGCCAAAGGUGCGAGUCCAAAUACAUUGAAUAAUGAAAUGUUGGCUCCAUCAGUUGGACUAUCUUCCAAUGCCACUUGGGCUUUUAAUGCUGGUGCCAAUGCUGGUUGGGGUGCCAUUCCAAAUGAAACUCAUAAUCCCGAAACUCUGUGGAGUGGAGGUGGUGGUGGAUCUAUGACUAAGACUCGAGGUCCACCUCCAGGAAUGGGUCAAGAACGACUUGGUCCUCGUGGAGAUCAAUCAAUGGCAGGUAUCCGUCCUCAAUCAAGCACCUUUAAUAACUGGAUGAUGAAUCCUUCCAAUGAAGGAGGUGAUCAUCUCAGCAAUGGGCUUGAACCCAAAGAUCUGCUUCUUUCCCGAAUGAUGAAUAAUGGCAAUGGAGUGGGAUAUGGUAUGGGAGUCAAUAUUGGGAACAAAUGGAUGUGAUUUAAUGUUAAUUUAAAUUGACUUGGGCAACUUGUUGUUUUAACCCCAAGGGCAAACGUUACAAAGGAUUACCAAAAGAAUCUAUUGACCUCUUAAUCGAUACCGCCUUACAAUCCAGAUGCAAAAUGCAACAAACAAAAAGAUAAAAACCUACAUAUUCAAGCCAUUUAUCUUCAAAUUCAUACCCAAAUCACUCAUUACAAUAGUUAAACAUUCAAAGACAAGACAAGUCGAGUCGAAUCAAGUUUUCAGUCAAGCCUAGAUGUGGUAUAUAUAUAAACAAAAGUCAAAUCAAAUCAAGUCAAGCCAAGCCAAGCCCAAGUCUAAGUAACUUGUUCUUCGCUCAUUUUCAAUGAUGUCCAAAUCAUUACUCAUACACAGGGUAUUUAAACCCAAAAAGUACAGUGAUUGGCCCAAUCAUCUUUAAUGUUCAUUUACUUAAAACAAAAAAAAAGGAUGGCAACAUAAACAUCAAGAAAAACGAAAAAAAAAGAUUUUAAGUUGUCCUUUUAAGUACCAUGUGUAUACACCCAUCUACUUUUGGAGAUGUUGACCUUCAUCGACCUUCAUACAAAAACUAUAGCCAUAUCAGAUGAAUAUGGACUAUGAGCAUCAACGGUGAUAUUUGACUAAAGUCAUGAGAGGAUAUAUUCCUGAUGAUAGUACAUAUUCCUCACCCAUUCUCAUCUCAUCUCGUCGCCGUUGCUUUUCCGAAGUUUUGGAAAAACCUUUUUGAAUCCUCACAUAAUCCAUAUUCUCAUGCAUCACUUUCUUUGUCAACAUUUCUCUCAAUUUUUUCCUUUCCAUUUUUUUUUGUUCUCUUUAAUCCUUAUUUAACUUCAUCUCUCAAUUUGUCCUCAAUGUUUCUACUUUUUGCCUCUUUAUCUUUCCUUUCUUUUUUGCCCUUGGGAACUUUAAAAGUUAGAUGAUUUCAGACUAGUUUAUCAACAAACAAUAUUUUAUCAUCGAUGCUAACUUUAUUGACGAUUAAGCCAAAAAUGUUUCUAUUAGUGCACAUCACCAAUUUAUUCCUGCCUAACAAACAAUUAAUUAACUACUAUCCUGGCCUUGAUCUUUUUCUCAUCAACAUUAUCAUCUCUGGACCUGGUUCACUUGUUAUCCACUGGGUUGUUGCAAAUAAUCAUCUUUUCAUCUCUUCCCCAAUAUAUAUUCACAUGGUGGAGGGAUACACAUCAAAGACAAAGAAGACAAUUGAUCAACCCAAAUGGAGGAAAAGUUAAUUCACACUUGUUCAUUCUUCCUCUUUUUUCUUCAAGCAAAAUUCAUCUACUUUCUUCCUGCUCUGUGGUUCAUCAUCUUGUCUUUCAUCCAAUGUUUCUCUUCAUCAUCAUCAUCGUCAUGUUCAAUUCUCAUUGUAUUUUCAUUCUUGACAAUGAUCUUAACCUACUCACCCACCACCAAAUCUCUCUCUCUCUCUCUCUCUCUCUUCCUCUCUUACAACUUAUUUGCUUCCGCUCUUAUUCCCAUCUCUUGAUUCAUCAUCUCUUCUUCUCAGAUCACUUAGAAAUUACUUCAGAGAAAAGAAACAAAAAAAUCAAAGAAAAAUACAUUUAUAUAUAUUAACACAUCUAUAUAAAUUUAUUAAAAAAAAGAGAUGAUCAUCGAAGAAGAGGUUUUGACAAGAUGAUGAAAGAGAUUAUCUCCUCUCUUGCAAUCAAUUAAUCUACUGAGAGGCCAAACAAAUUUACUAUUAACUAGUUCAUAUCUAUUUGAAAUCGAUUGUUUUUCCUUUCCCUCACUGUCCCUUCCCUCUUCCUACCUCAUCACAAACACUCUCAUUUCGACUGUUUGUGUUUCUCUAUUACGUCUCACCAUCUUUAUGGUGUAAAAAGCUCAUGAUAAUUGCGCAACAAAGCAAAAUUAUACAAUUUAACUUCUAAAAAGCCCCUCUUGCAAAAAAAUCAGUGACGUCUAAGUGAGUGUAUAUACCAAAAAGUUUUAGCUUCCUCCUUCUCUCUCAAUAUUAACGCAUUAUAUCUCUUACUCAUCCCGUUUUAAUUUCUCAUCUCUAUGAAGGUCAAACUAACUGCUCUUUCUUUUUCGACCUGAUUCGAAAGGUUCGAAGAUAGUCCAAAAAAAAAUCACCAAAAACUAAAACAGUAACAUUUUGACUCCCCCAAAAGAAUCUAAAUUAAUCUUCAGUUAUCGUUCCAUGCAAAAUGAUGAUGAUUCUCAUCUUGUCUUGAUUUUUAAUCUGACAAUUAAUCACCAUUAUUAUUACAAUCAGUUCAACAAUUUAAUACAUUUACAUAUUGAUAACAUUGUGAAAAAAACAAAGUUGACCAUUUUUAGAUUGUAACAUUAUCAUAACUAAUCAGUCAACAAUAAACAAAAAAAUGAGCAAAACUUAUAUAUAAUGGGUGAAUCCGAACUGCGAGAUCCUCUUAUCAACUGUGAAUGGAAACAUUUAAUUACUAUUAAUAUAAUUGAAAUGUUUUCCCACUAUAUUGACCAUUGGGUCAUCGAGUGACCUGAAAAAUUUUUGGAUAAGAAAAUUUUUCUUUGCUCAAAUGUAUUUUUAUCAAUUUUCUUAGUCCAAAAUUUUCUCUGUUGAUUAGAUUGUUUUGAUUCUCGAGUUUCAGUUCACCCAAUAUAUUUGGAGAUGGUGAUUGUGUAAUUGAGUUAGUUGAACAAAACGAAACUUAACCAAAUCAACUAUUAUUAUUAAUUAUAAUUAUUACUAUUAUUUUGAGAAACUUGAAUUGUCGAAAUUGAGAUUCAAGAUUUUCUCUAAGGUGUCUGUCCAAGUCAAGACCGAAAAUCCCUCCUCCCUCUUUACAUCAUCAUUUCUCCCAAUUCUCUGUCUUUCAAACUGUUCUCUCUCAUCAUUAUCAUGCUUUACUCAAGAACAUUUAUCUCUCUCUCUCUCUCAAAUAACAAAUCAUAUAUAUUGUAUUUCAACUGUAAUUCCAAAGCCUAGUCCAAGACUCAUGACAUAUUUACCCUUAGGUCAUCAGGAAGAGUUAAUUGUUUCCAAAAGUUUCGAUAAAAUUAUCUCUUUCUGGUGAACUUUUCCCAUCUUAAAUCUCUUUGCCUGAUAAAACAAAGCAACAACAAUUAACUGUUAUAUUUAUUAAGGUGUAAUAUCAUCUUGUACUUAAAUGAAAAUUCAACUUUAAUUUAGUUAUAUACUGUUGAUAAUGCAUCUUUAUAUUAUAUACACAGUUUUAUAUAAUAUAAGGUGUAAAAAUGAUCCUUAAUAUUAAUCAUCAAUACCAAUCAAUUGAAAAUCAAUCAACCACCAAUCACAAGAUGCUUUGUCACAAUAAUUAGAGUUAAUUGUGAGACCAAAUUGUAGUUAAACAAACAAACAAACAAACAUUAUUUACAGUUAUUACACUCUAAUGGUAUCAAAAGGGUUAAAUAAGUCAAUUACAAUCUAAUGACAAAUUAAUUGAUUACCAAUGAAUCAAAUGAUUUCCUUAAUUAACUUAUUUCCAAUUACCUAGAGUGUAAUACUAAUAAUAACAAUUAACUAAUGUACUAAAUAACAUACACAUACAACUCUUAAUCACCAUUAAUCCAUCAACAACAUCUCUCUCCAUCUUUAGCUAUUCAUCUCUCUCUCUCUUUCUCUCUCAUUACAAUUAAUUAAUCAAAUUGGUUGACUAAUUACCCACCAAAAGUAUAUUCAACUCUCAAGAUUUGCUGCCGCCAAAAAAAACACCAACAAGCUUAUCACCUUCACAGCUUAUGAACCAUGCUCAUUGUCACCACCCCAGCACACACACACACCACACACCACAUACACCAUCAAAUGCUUGACCACAACAAAACCAAAUACAACUUCAAAUGGUCAUCGUUGUUUUUUCACACUCUUCACUUAUGGACACCAUUAACCACCUUAACAAUCAAUUCUCAAAACCUUCCCAAUCCUAAAAAUUUAAAACUCUUUCUAUGAAUUUUUUUUUUCGGUUCAUUAUUAUGCUUUCUCUGUGUAUCUAAUUAACCAUUUUAAAUUGUUAAUCAAUGGGAAACAAUUUGUGAUCGAUUAAUUUUCCCAUGAUUAACUUUUUUUUUGUUUCAAUCCAGAAAAUUCAACAUAUAUAUGGAUACACAUUGAACUUUUGCCUUGUCAAUUGAACACAAUAAUUAUCUUACUAUUAUUAUUAUUAUAUCUUAUUAAUUAUGAUUAAUAACAAUUUUUCCUCCUCUUCCUUUUAAUUGAUAUUUUUCAAAUAAUUGGGUGUUAAUAAUUGUAACAAUUAGAAUUAAUUUUCAUUCUGUUGGAAUCUUAUUUUGAUAGAUUUUCAAUGUAAACACAAUUUUGUUUCAUUUCUCUUAAUUAACUAAUCAUUUAUUUCUUAUGUAAACCAAUUAACAAUCAAUUCUAAUGAUAAAAUAAUUAAUUUGCUUAUAACUAAUUGUAAAAACAACAAACCAAACAAAUAACAAUCUAAAUUUGGUUGAUCAAUAAUCAAAGUCAAUUAUUUGUAUUUUUGACAACCAAUUUUAAUUUGAUUUGAUUUUGUACCAACUUUUGUUUUUCUUGAUUGUUGAUUUAAUCAUUCACUAAAUUGUUCACCUACAAAAUCAACCAUUUGUAAUUAACUUUAAUUGUAACUUGUCCUUAACCAUUGGAACCACAACACACAAUUAAUUUACAAGAGAUUCGUAUCAAACAAUUAACUCAAAAGUGAAAGUUUUAAUUUGGUUUUUCUCAAUUUGGAUUAAUCAAAUGAUCAACAACCAGAAUUAAACAUCAAGUGGGAUUAAAUCAUUAUCAUCAUCAACUAAAUUACCAAACAAUUUACUAAGCUAAUUAUCAUCAUGAAAAUCAAUCUUAUCGUAUUAACUUUGAUCACCUUCAUCGUCCUAAUCAUAAUCAACCAUCAGAACAAUUAACCAAUGGUUUUAAUCAUUUCCAAUCUCAUUUCCUAGGAAAAUGAACCAAGUAUAAAAAGCAACAAUUAACUAACUCUUUUUCCCCGUUAAUUGUUUCAAUAUUAUGUACAAGGAAUCAAGAAGAAGGAGAAACAAAUCAACCAACAAUUAAGCCUUUCUAAUUAAAUAUCUGUAUCAUUAUCAUCAACAAUUAAUUGUCUUGCAUGAAAACAUUGCUCACCCUUCACACCUUAUAAAUAUAUGAGAUAAUAACAAUUUAACUUUAACAAUUAA